AACCAUCUUUGGACGUUCUUCCUGACGAUCUUCCGAACGAGCUACCGCCAUACCGAACGCAUCAACACGAGAUUGUGGAGGAACCGGGUUCAAAGCCGACCUUCCGAGCACCAUAUCGGCUCAGCCCUACGGAGCUGACCGACAUGAAAAGGCAGAUCGAGUAUCUCCUAGCCAAAGGACUCAUCCGACCAUCCACUUCGCCAUACGGUGCCCCAGUACUCUUCACACCGAAACCGGACGGAAGCAUGCGCAUGUGCAUCGAUUACCGGGCUCUUAACCAGCAGACCAUCAAGAAUAAAUAUCUGAUACCGCGAAUCGAUGACCUACUUGACCAGCUUCGGGGAGCCACGGUAUUUUCCAAACUGGAUCUGUGGUCCGGAUACUGGCAGAUACGGAUGGCGAACAACUCUAUCCACAAAACUGCUUUCCGAACUCGGUACGAAUCGUACGAGUAUUUGGUCAUGCCGUUCGGACUCACCAACGCACCGGCAACAUUCCAAGCCGAGAUGAACCACAUCCUACGCCCACUUUUGGACGAGUGCGUGGUAGUAUACCUGGACGACAUCCUCAUCUACUCGCGUGACAUGAAGCAGCACGUCGAACACCUGCGACGCGUCUUCGAAAUUCUUCGACGAGAACGGUUCUACGUCAAAAUGUCCAAGAGCAAAUUCGCCCUUGAGAAGGUCCAAUUCCUAGGGCACAUGGUGAGCGCUCAAGGAGUUCACGUCGACCCCAAGAAAAUCGAAGCCGUACGUACGUGGAAGACACCCGAGAACGUGAAGGAGUUGCAGCAGUUCCUAGGCUUCGCUAAUUACUAUAACAGGUUCGUCCCAUAGUAUGCGAAACUCGCAACACCACUCACGA
Closterium sp. NIES-67 is the source of this 864-nucleotide messenger RNA. The record is from the annotation of a GenBank genome assembly. NCBI's taxonomy places the organism in Eukaryota, Viridiplantae, Streptophyta, Zygnematophyceae, Desmidiales, Closteriaceae.